UCGGAAACAAGCGCAAGCCCGCAAGCCAGCUACGUUCAUGGAUGCAACCUUUGCGUUUGUCACGCUACACCGAAUUAACUAAAGGAAUAAUCGUAUCAGUCGCUAACUAGCGUCACGCAACCCACGCGCGAUAUACACCGUGUAAAUUGUUUUCUUGAAAGAUUUCGAUGGAACGUGCAAAGAAUUUGGUUAUGUGUUCGAUCUUUGAAAAAACAGCAGUGGCGCUGCUUGUAUCGCAACGCAAGUACAAUUAAAAUCAAUGUAACAGUUCAGUGUUUCGGCACGGAAUUUUCUUCGUUGCACUUUUCAACGCGUUUGCUUGGACGAGAAAUGUCGAACGGUAUGACCGUGUUAAACAAUGAUAAGGAGACCACCAACGAGACAAACUGCAACGCGGAGGAAAUACAGGAGGGACACUUGACCGGGAUGGAACAAGCGAAUCCAAGGACCACGCAGAAGAGACCUGCCGAAUCGGAUCCCGAAGGUACCAUCAGUCCCAAAAAACGUCACAAGAACCCACAGCCCAAGAACGCGGUAUGCGCUUUGAACGAAUUAAAAACUGGCGCUGUAUACAAAGUUGUCGACCAAACUGGUCCGACUCAUGCUCCGAUAUUCACGAUAGCUGUGCAAAUAGAUGGACAAACUUACGAAGGCAAAGGUCGAACCAAAAAGAUGGCUAAACAUGCCGCAGCUGAACUCGCUCUGAGGAAUAUUAUCCAAUUCAGAAAUACGCCAGAAGUUCAUCAGGCAAUCAACACUUGCCAACUUUCGUUGCCUCUCGAACCAGACUUUACCAGUGACGUUACGGAACGUGAUAAUCACCUUGUUAAUGCAUUCAAAACGUUAACUCAAGAACCGAAAAGCACAAAUAAAUUUUUAGAGAAAGGCCCUGUGGCGCUUAUUAACGAAUUGUACCCUGGUGUUGUAUAUAAGUGUUUGUCCGACAAUGGUGAAAGUUACGCAAAAUUCACAAUAUCGGUGACUAUCGACGGAGAAACAUUCGAGGGAACCGGUCCGAGUAAAAAAUUAGCGAAAGCUGCUGCGAGUAAAGCAGCUUUGGCUAAGCUAAGAAACGUUCACAGUUCUUCCUUUUGCAUUCCACUUCCCGUUCGCGUACUACCAAACUUUUCCAAUAGCGGACAUUGGCAAGACCAGAUGCAACUGCCCCAAAUGUUAGCCGAUAAAAUUGGGAAAAUGGUGAAUCAGAAAUUUAGCGAACUUAUUCAAUCUAAGCCGCAGCACGCUCGACGUAAGGUUCUAGCUGGUAUCGUUCAAACCAAAGGUUCAGAAGCCGAACUAAUAUGCGUAACAACCGGUACGAAAUGUGUAUCCGGAGAACAUUUAAGCGUCAGCGGUGGUGCUCUGAACGAUUGUCACGCAGAAGUGGUCGCGCGAAGAUGUUUGUGCGAGUACUUGUACAAACAACUGGAACUUUACGCAGAAACUCGAGCCGCUGAUUCUAUUCUAGAACCCGCUGUAAAAGGAUUCAGGCUCAGACAAGGCAUUCAAUUUCAUUUAUACAUAAAUACCGCUCCGUGCGGUGAUGCUAGAAUUUUUUCGCCUCACGAAGAAAACGAGUCUGUCGACAAGCAUCCCAAUCGAAGAGCGAGAGGUCAAUUGAGAACUAAAAUCGAAUCCGGAGAAGGGACGAUCCCCGUGAAAAGCAGCGAGGGUAUCCAAACAUGGGACGGUGUUCUUAUGGGCCAAAGACUGCUGACGAUGUCGUGUUCGGACAAAAUAGCUCGGUGGAACGUACUUGGUGUGCAAGGUGCACUUCUAAGCCACUUCAUCGAGCCAAUUUACUUCCACAGCAUCGUUCUUGGCAGUCUAUUGAACCCAAGUCACAUGUACAGAGCGGUUUGUGGACGUAUCGAAAACACGAUUCAAGGUCUACCGCCACCGUACAGACUUAACAAGCCGCUAAUGAGUCUCAUCACAUCCUCGGAAGUUAGACAACCUGGAAAGGCGCCUAACUAUAGCGUUAAUUGGACAAUCGGUCAAACGGAGGCUGAAGUAAUCAACUGUACCACGGGAAAAGAUGAAUUGGGUAAACCGUCCAGAAUAUCGAAGCAAGGACUCUUCAGAAGAUUUUACAAUUUGCUAGGUAAACUCGGUACGAUAGACGACGCUGAUAAGAAUCGGUGCCGUCAUUAUUUGGACGCGAAAUCUUCGGUGCAAAAUUACUCGCUUGCUAAGCACCAAUUGAAGGAGGCUUUCGUAAAGGCGCGCCUUGGCAGUUGGGUUAAAAAACCGAUCGAACAAGAUAUGUUUGAGGUAGAUAUCUGACUAAAUCAGACUACCGAUCAAAUCUCGACUCAGGAUAUGGAGAUUCGGAUGACAGAUUAUGUAGUUCCUACUGCAAACUAGAUCGCUCGAUCAGGGUGGCACAGUAUGGCAGAAUACGGCAUCAGUAAAGCAUAAAUCGUAGGAUCUCGUGCGCGUUUUUCUUCGGUUUUCCGUUCUGCGACAGGUUCAGAGUACAUAAUAGACACGAGCUUCGCAAACGGGCUGUCACGUUCUCGAGCCGUCGAAGGUUUUACGAUUCCAACAGUUGCUCAGUUUUAACAUAGGGUAACCAAGUGACACGUUUCGAUACUUGGAAUUUUAAUCUUAAUCGUUAUAGCGUAACGUCAAUUUCGACAGUUUUUAGAGACUGAUAGUAAACACGAAUCGCAUCGAAACGACGCGACGGUUUCGUUUCGCAGAAGGAGAGAGGUUGUACGAAGCGAUUGGGAAAUUUACGUCAUCUUAUCGUAUCCGAGACCCGUUUUUACGAAAGGACGAUUCAGCACAUAUCCGUACGUCAGUCUUCUUGUUAUCGGGAAAUUUUCUUCUAACGGGUAUUUUAACGUGAAACGAUGAACGACUUUGGGCUACUUUGAGUCGCUUAUACACAACAAGAAACGAAAGGGUCGUAAACUGAAAAACAUCUCGAGAUUUUACUCGUGCCUGCAGUAUUUUUCCUUAGACGUUAGACGUUAAACGUUAGAUAUAUAUGUAUAUAUAUCAGUGAUAUAUAUAUGUGUGUCAUAUAUAUGUCAGUGAUAAUACAAGCAUCGCGUUACAUCCUGGAAGGCUGUGACCGAGUAUAGAAAAUCAUCGACGUGCAGAUUUUCAUGUGCUUUGUUGAAGAAUUCGCCGAAACGGAACAGAAAUCGAGACAAGUUUCUUGUUGACUACGGCGAAUUUUUUCUUGUCCCCGUUAUAAUUUCCAACGUAGAGCGUGUUUCGGGAAAAGGGUUUAAAACUUUUUGGUAGAGUUAAUUCGUUCCGCGGUAUAUAGUUCGUAAUCGUACGAACAAUGCGCCGACCACGAUAGAUUUGUCGUUGCUUGUAUCUCGAUACAAGUGUUUGUUUUGAAAUGUGUAUGUUUAUCAAGUUAACGUUUAGUGAGUACCAUAUCGCUUGCUUCGGUUUACUGUACAAACUCUGAACGUUUUGUAACCUUCUUUUUGAAACGCCUUGUAUACCUAUUCGAGUUGUUUCUUACGGGGCUAGAGAAAUUUUCUUGUUAGUUUUAAUUUUCUUUUUUUACGUGUAUAUAUAUAUAGUAAUUACAUAUAGUAAUUGUUGACAAAGAAAUGGUCGACAGUUGAGUGUUAUCGCCAUUGGGUUUUCAUAGAGAGUAAUCGAGAAAGAGAGAGAUGCGUGAGUAACGAAUGUUGGCAGUAGAUAUACGAAUGGAUUAUACGAGUCAAUAAGUAAACGUUUAAGUACAUUACGAUAAAUAGUUUAGAGAAUCCUAAGAUGAUUGCCUCACUGUGCCAGUAUUAUAUACAUAUACAUAUACAUAUGUUACUAAUGCAAUUCUGCCGUAGUGACACACUGCCCGGUGUCGGUCCAGUUUUGCGUGAGAAACUUGACCGCUAUGCACGAAAUGAAUUUCGUUCGAAAAGUAUUAUACACGCAUUUAGCGGAAGCGAUCGCUUUUGCACGUGAUGCGUAAGUCGAAAAAUGUGAUUACGUUGAGUUAAUACAUACACCGGGCGUUAUUUACUUACGUUUAUUUGUUUUACGCGAUGGUCCAAAGAGUACGAAAAUAUUUGUGCCAAUGGAAGUAAUGCCAAUGAUUUAACCUUCGGAUCUAUCGAUAGCCGUUUGCGCGGUAGAUACAGGGUCUAGUCAGACCCAUAAUAAAAUUUCAUUGAAAUUUCAAAUACGUUGUUAGCUCGAGCAUUGUAUCGUCCUGUAUACUGAAAAUGAGAAGGGUUAAGAAAGCGCGGGAGCAGAGAAUGAUGGAAAAAAGAAACGACUGGUGUGCACGAAUGGACCCGGUAUUUGCCAAGCGAAGGUCAACCGACCGCGACGGUUCGCUUAUUUUUUCCGAGCCUACGAUGAAAGUUUGCUUUAAUUUAUCCUCAAAUGUCAUUACCAAUCGAUUUUUGUUCUCGAGCUUUGGUAACGAACAAACGAGUCUUUUAACGAUGACAUUUAUGCCAUGAUCGCCUUUUUAUCGCUUGCUUUUUGCCUUUCACAUAUAUUACACAUAUUAAUUCUAUCUCUGCAAACACACCAAAGUUACGUACAUUGUAUUUACCAACUUUCCAAUGAUAACGAACGUUUGAGAAAUAACUUGACGAUAAGUAAUAAUAGUAGUAAUAAUAAUAAUAAUAAUAAUAAUAAUAAUAAUAACAACAACAACAACAACUUGACAAUUAUUUUUCACGUUACGGUAAUAUUUUGCCGCCGUGCCUGGAACUAGGCGCGCAUUUGAAUGAUUAAUACAUAUAUGUAGAUAUACAUAUACGGUAAGCAAACGAGAGAAACAGAUCGUCAGUAGUGUACGCGUUAGGACAAGUAACAGACUUGAAUACGCGUGCUUUGAUUUCUUUUUUCACACCGUUCAAUCAAUCUAGCGAAUUCGGAACGAAAUCAGUAUUUUAGUUUUUUAGAAUAUAACGUUCUCAUUAAGUAGAAAGCAAAGGAACGAGAGAUACUGGUGUUUUUUUUUUUUUUUUUAAAUUCUUCCUUAAAUCUUGUCGUAAUUUUGAACAUGUUCACUGUGGUGGUAUUUUUCGCCAACUAUUAUAUUCGAUACACAGAUCUAUGAGAUUUACGGAAAUGUAAACUUUUCACUUUACAUUUGAAAAUUUCGAUAUAGAUGAUAGAAAAAUGAUCGAGAUAUCUUGUUAACAUACGACAAAGGUUGAACCAAGUAAUUGAAGAACGAUAUACGAUACAAUGCCGUGCCGCAGUGAACGUGUUAACAAUCAUGUCGCGUACACAUUUUCUAUAUAUAUUCAUACGUAUAUAAUAUAUCAUAUGAUACACACCGAUUGGUACCGAUAGUAAAACCACUUAAUGGUCAGUGAUCAAAACUUGGAGUGAGUAUACUUAAGGUACGACGUUUAGUUGUAGUCAAAGCGAUUAAUUAAGGUACAACGUUAUUUCUAGUCCAAACGAUUAAUUAAGGUACGAAGUUAGUUGUCGAUUUCGACGUAACAUCACUUUCGAUUUUUCCUCCGAUUUUACACGGAGAAACAUAAUACUAGAACAUUGAGUAUAAUUACGAACUUCGUAGUCAGCUAGUAUUUAAGCUUGACUAGUGCCUCUAGCUGUAACUAUGUCCAAAAGAAUAAGUAAAAUCGAUGAACAAAAGUAUAACGGAUAAUAAACAUUUAUUUACCAAAUGCCGAUCUUUGUCUUGAAAUCGUUCUUAUCGAAUUUUAACACCUUUUACCUGCCAACGCAUUCGAGUAGAUGUAGAUGUACGCUGCAACGCGGUUGUUUGUCUAAUUAUAUGUACGUGUAAUUUUUAAACGAAAAAUAAAUCGGGUACUUUCUAUAUUAAAAUAAUCUAGGGUUAAUUUGCGUACACUAUACAUACAUGUUUCAAAAUCCUAUUGUGUUUAUUUCUUUUUAUGGAGUAUUGCAUAAACUAGUUAUAAACUUAACGGAAUUAUUAAAGUGUGUGUGUGUGUGUGUGUGUGUGUGUGUGUGUGUGUGUGUGUGUGAAGGGGAACGAGGUAAAAGUAAAGAAAAUUACUAUAAAAUUACAUUUUCUCAAUGAAAUUGUCCAGAAAAAGUAAUUCGCAUGCCGAUCGAUGAAUAACAAUAUCGAUAGCAACUUGCAUGUGUUGAGUUAGUAUGCGAAAGGAAAAGAAUUAUAGGAAGCGAUAGGAAGAAAAAUGCUUUUUUUUUAACUGUAUAUUAAUGAAGUAUACCGUUACUGUAUAUUAUCUUCCCUCUGAUAAUUAUCUAUUGAUAGCAUUGUACCUAUAGUACAGCUAUAUCGUUAUCGCGCUUCGCACAUGAAUCCUUCGACACACCUAUCCACGAAUACACUGAAAUUUGUUCGUCGAUACGUAGCUUGGACGACUGAAUUCUGUUCAAAACUACGUUUACUUCAGUCUUGUAAAAUCGUACUAAAAACGCAGCUCGCGCGCUCGCGUGUGUGUGUAUGUGUAUUUAUGCGUAAAAUGAAACCAUUGUCAUGGAUCGUAGAGCACCAUGACAAGGAUUUUGCGUGUUCAUCGCCGGAAAGAUUUAUCGUUUAUUCAACUCUGUAGCUAUCCGAUCUCGCAUUGACUCUUUAUCAAGAAUCGUUAUCGGUCGUUUUACCGACGCGACGAUCCCACCAAGCGACACGAAGCGACCACGUGCAAAGCACGUUCUUCUUCGAGUGUAACAUCGAUUUCUUGAUUUUUUUGUUAUUAAACUUAAUUUCUAUAUGAUAUGUAUCGAGUUUGCUGAAUGUCUGUGGUCGUGCGUUUUUCACACGUGUCCUCUUCGAUUAUCGAGUAUAUCAGGAAACGCGUAGAUCUGGGUGAAAGGUAUACCGUUUGGAAAGAAUGUCAUCCGAACUAAUGAAACUUUAAGUAAAAUUAAAUUCCACGGUAUGGUCUUUUCUCGUUCUGGUCGGUUCUCGAUCAGUUCCGGCCGAACUGCUGAUUAUUUCGCAGCUGCUACGUUACGAAUGUUACAAUUCAAUGGCGACGUUCGAUUCUACCAUGU
This is a messenger RNA of Hylaeus volcanicus, 6954 nucleotides long. It is a transcript of the gene Adar, whose product is annotated as double-stranded RNA-specific editase Adar. Gene Ontology annotation, biological process: adenosine to inosine editing; RNA processing. The coding region runs from base 331 to 2286 and encodes 651 amino acids. Gene Ontology annotation, molecular function: double-stranded RNA adenosine deaminase activity; double-stranded RNA binding; tRNA-specific adenosine deaminase activity. The transcript is spliced from 8 exons. Gene Ontology annotation, cellular component: nucleolus; cytoplasm. NCBI's taxonomy places the organism in Eukaryota, Metazoa, Arthropoda, Insecta, Hymenoptera, Colletidae. The record is from RefSeq and is a predicted model, not a curated record.